This is a messenger RNA of Naegleria lovaniensis, 1479 nucleotides long. RefSeq lists its product as uncharacterized. The transcript has a single exon. Bases 1 to 1479 code for a protein of 492 amino acids. The record is from RefSeq and is a predicted model, not a curated record. NCBI's taxonomy places the organism in Eukaryota, Heterolobosea, Eutetramitea, Acrasida, Naegleriidae.
AUGAAUGUUCAUGGUAAAGUUCUUCCAGCAACGCUAGACGAAUGGUACACUGUGAACUAUUCUGCUUGGUACGAGUAUAAGCUCCCUUCUCCAUCCAACACCAAACUGUCCAUUUCAUUCAAAGAAGUGUGUACAAAUGAACCAUAUCCUGAAUUUAUGAUGAAAACCAUUGCAUUGAACCAUUCCCUCUAUCAACACUUCCAAAUUCCUUUCCAUGAACAAACAAAUAAUUUAACCAUUCUUGGGCUAUUCAAUGUAACAUUUGCUUCUGAUAAGAGUAAUAAGAAUGCCAUUUCUUUCUCGAAUUUGUUCCUGUAUCCGUAUGGUAUUGCAAACACGUACGCUAAUACUAUCCAUACUUUCAUUUUCAACGGCACACACUUUGAGAAACCACCAAACGAAAUCAUUAAUAUCCUUGGAUCAGGUUUUCAAUGGAAAAACUAUUUUCCAAUGAAUCAAAGUGUCAUCGUAGGUUUGUUUGCGUAUCAAUUCACACCUCAAUUCAACUCUCAGAUUCUUGUCCCUGGUCCAAGUGUCUUUGAAUUUAAUUUCAUGGAAACUAACAACUUUGCAUCUUCUCUGUCACAGUCCAUUGCCAUUUCAUUUCCCCAUGAAAGAGGUGGAUAUCAACAUUCUCCUUAUUUCACUCUUAAUCAUUACACUCCAUCCGUCAACAAUGAAAUACCUUUUGGUUAUAUUGCCUUACGUUCGCUUCAAUAUAAUCAAUCGACAGAUCCCGCUCCAUAUCUGGGAGGUCAACGAUGGUAUUUCAAAUUCAAUGCAAGUCAGGGUUUUACAGAUUUGAAUGGACAAAUGGUGUCCAUACGUACGUCUUCCUUAAAAUGUGCAUGUGCUAAAGACAUGAAUUCAAAAUUUAUCACCAUGUGGCAUGAUUCACUUUCUGACAACCAGUUAACCUGUGACAAUGGUGUAAUUUGUAAUUAUUUUGCUGUGAUUGCAAAACCAACGGUUGAGCCAACCACUUCUGGCAGCACAAUGACAGUAACUCCUAUAAUGAUUGGUUCAACGAUUCAAGAUGGCAUUCAUUCCAUCAUUCUGAGGAAGUAUUACAAAUUCGACAUGCUUCCCAAUACAAAGGUUACCAUUAUGGUUUCUUGUUUUGAAGGAAUUGGUAUUUUAUACGUUAAUGCUUAUUCCAUUCCAGAAACAGACAAUUUUGAUGAAAUGACAUACAUAUCAAGCAGUGUUUCAUCUUCAUCGUUGACUGUGAACAAUUAUCUUACGGAAGUGAAAGAAGUAUUCGUUAUGAUUCGAUCAAGUGCUUCAAAGAUGAGUUAUUCCAUAACUACGAAAUCUCAUGAACCUGAGUUUCAAGAUCCAUUAGGUCCAGCAGCCACUUUUGGAAUUGUUGUUGCCUCUGCCGUCUUUGCGAUGUGUAUUGUGUCAAUAUUGGUCAUUGUGGUACUAGUGAUUAUGUACAAAAACAAGAAAACUUUUCAAACUACGAUUGUCAAUUGA